GUAGCCCACUGUGAUCGCCACUGCGUACAUCUUCAGUUGAUUGAACAUCUGUUUUAGAUUUCUAUAUGUCUUUUGAUAUGUUUUUGUUUAUGUUGCCAGCUCCAUUGAGGGAAUAGAAUAGAACUUGUGAAGCUACCACAUGUAGAUCCCUUGGGCUUUAUUUCCCAGUGACCGACUCAUCUGGAAUGGUUGGACUUCUGUUUUUGUGUGGUUUCUCUCAAGUCUACUGGAUAUAGUUUUUUUUUUUUUUUCCUUGUUCCACCACCUGCUGUUUUCAUCUCGCAGACAACCAGUAGAAGCUUUUGCCAGUCUUUUAUGGAGUGUGACAUUUUGGGGAUAACUGCAAAGUUUCAAAGGGAACACUGAGACAAAAGCAUGACGGAUGGACCUGCAGCAAAGUGUUGAAGUCUUCUUUCCAGCAAGACAACACAGUAUCUUCAGAGAUGACCACGGUGUCCAUGGAGUCUGUGGGAGUCCUGGUGGAAAGGAGCACCAAUGCCACAGACCAACCCCAGAGCUCUCAUGAGGACACUGCCGCCACCUUCACCAUUGGCACCAUUCUCUCCAUCAUGUGCCUUGUGGGAGUGCUGGGAAACAUCUACACCCUCGUAGUGAUGUGCCAUUCAAUGCGGAGUGCAGCAUCGAUGUACAUUUACAUCAUCAACUUAGCUUUGGCAGAUCUGUUAUAUUUGCUGACCAUCCCGUUUGUAGUGUGCACACACUUCCUCAAGGGGUGGUACUUUGGUGACGUCGGCUGUCGGAUCCUUAUCAGCAUGGACUUCCUGACCAUGCACGCCAGUAUCUUCACACUCACCAUCAUGAGCACUGAGCGCUACUUUGCAGUUCUCAAGCCGCUGGAUACGGUGAAACGGUCCAAGAGUUAUCGGAAGGCCAUCGCUCUGCUAGUCUGGGCUGCGUCGCUUAUUCUCACAUUACCAAUGAUCGUUAGCAUUCAGUUAAUGACAGUGGGCAACAAGGCUAUGUGUCUUCCCACCUUGUUACCUCUGUCCUACAAGAUUUACAUCACCUUCCUGUUUUGCACAAGCAUUGUUGCUCCCGGACUGAUCAUUGGUUAUCUUUACAUCCAGCUUGCACGGACUUACUGGGUUUCACAGACGGAGACCUUCAAACAGACCAAUAAGCUUCCCAAUCAGAAGGUUCUCUACCUGAUUUUUACCAUUGUGCUCCUCUUCUGGGCAUGUUUUUUGCCCUUUUGGAUAUGGCAACUUCUGGGCCAGUUCCACCCAUCGCUGCCCCUGUCCUACAAAGCCAAGCGCAACAUCAAUUACCUGACGACGUGUCUGACGUACUCCAACAGCUGCAUCAACCCAUUCCUUUACACUCUUCUCACCAAGAACCAUAAGGAGUACCUGAGGAAGCACAACCGGUCCUGGUCAGCCGGCAGCUAUUUUAACCGGAGGAGUCGUUUUCAUCGCUCACCGCGCCGGUCGCCAUCCUCCAGCAGUCAGCAGUGCACGGAGAGCUUCAUGUUGACGCACACAGCCUCCCUGCGUGCACACAACAGCAGUUUGUAAGAUAAGACUGAGAUGAGCAGAUGGAAGAAAAGAAAAGGACCAAAGACAGACGCAGUUGACUCUUCAUUUCUAUAACAUCAACAGAAUUCAUUAAUUAGACAAAAAAGAAGAUGAAUAGUGUGUACUUUAGCACAUAUUAUAUAAAGAAUCUCCGUGCUGGAGCUGUUAGACUGUGUAAAAAAACAAACCAACGCCUAUUCAUAUACUGUAUAUUUGCUCUUGUCUUUUUCUCAUGAAUGAAACAUGGCCAAGACCUUUUCUGCUAACUAUGUUUACCGUCUGUGCUUCUUGUUAUGCAAUGUCUGCAUGCAAAACUGUUCCAAAUUGUGAUGAUGUAAUUAAGGCUGAUUGUGUACACAGCCAACGACAGAAGCCAUGAACUUGUGUUCGUAUGUUUUCUUAACAGGCUGAAAAGAAAUGCAUGGUUACUUUCUGCACAGGUGAUCGGCUUCACACAAUGUCAGCGCCAUGUUCGUCAAGCUUAAUAAAGUAUUCCAACCUGU
Messenger RNA from Doryrhamphus excisus (bluestripe pipefish), 2038 nucleotides. RefSeq names its product urotensin 2 receptor (gene uts2r1). Gene Ontology annotation, cellular component: plasma membrane. Gene Ontology annotation, molecular function: urotensin II receptor activity. NCBI's taxonomy places the organism in Eukaryota, Metazoa, Chordata, Actinopteri, Syngnathiformes, Syngnathidae. The record is from RefSeq and is a predicted model, not a curated record. Gene Ontology annotation, biological process: blood vessel diameter maintenance; neuropeptide signaling pathway; regulation of blood pressure.